UCAGUCGUGACCUGAUAAAUUGUUUACCCGUCUAUGCGGGGACACGCUGUAGGAAAUCAGUCGCCUUGGGUUUCACUCGUACGACGCUGUUAAGUGUACACGAUUGUAAUUUACAAACCAACAGACAUGUCGACAGAAAGGAUGGAGACCAAGAAGUGGCCAGGAAUGGUGGACACCGCCUAUCCGGAACCCUUUAACAAGGUGCCGCCACCUGUCGCCACAAAGAAACCUGGACAGCUGGCGCGUGAUCAGAUUGAACUAUUUUUCAAACAGGGUUACGUCAUCGUCAAUGAGUUCUUCACGGCCGAGGAACUGGACCCGUGUCGAGACGCCGUCUCUCUGAUGGUCGACCAGCUCGCCCAGAAGCUUUUCAACGCUGGGAAAAUUAAAGAUAUGUACAAGGACUAUGGCCUUUUUCAACGUCUUACUAUGCUCGAGAAAGAGUAUCCUGGCUCCAACAUUCUUCUUUUCAAACAUCAAAAGAUGCCAAAGGCGUUCCGCGACUUGUGGUGUAAUGAGCUGAUGUUGAACUUGGUGGAGCAGCUGAUUGGUCCAGACAUCGGAGGUCAGCCAUCUUGGAACCUGCGCACUAAGACUCCUUUCAGUGACGCCGGGGUCAUCCCUUGGCAUCAAGACAGUGCGUAUAUGAGUAAUGAAUCGUAUGACCAUCUCAUACCGACGGCGUGGAUACCACUUCUGGACGCCACGGAACAGAACGGAUGUAUGCAGAUGGUGAAAAACGGACAUAAGUCUGGAAUCGUCGCCAGACACACCUGUUGUCAUGCCAACACAUGGUUCGUCACGUUAGAGGAAGAAGAAAUGGCCAAAACUCUUGGUGUUGAUCUGAAGAACGAUAUCAGUAUUGAACCAGUCCCAUAUGGUGGUUUCAUCUUGUUUCACAAUCUAACUCCUCACCGAAGCUUUUUCUCCUUCAGUGGUGCAAAUACAUCGAACGAUACUCGAUGGAGUAUUGAUUUGCGCUGGCAAUCUCCGUCCCACAACUGGAGUUUCUAUGAUAUCCAAGAUGGCGUCGUCUUCAGAUCGUCCACUGACCCGGAUGUCAAACCAGACUGGGAUAAAUUUCUGUCGGUCGACCGGAAGGAGGCUUGGGAGAACAAGUACUCCAAAAAAGAGGUUACGUCGGGGAGCGAGCCUGAAUUCAGUACCGUAAUAACCGGGCCUUGGAUCGGUAAGUGGGAAAUCGUGAACCACAACAAACAUACUGAAGCCUUUAAGCAGUUUCUCAAAUAGCCAUUUUCUCCGAUUACGAAGAAAGGAUAUGCGAUGUGUGGUGUUUUGAUUACAAACCAAACACAAGACUUGAAGACAGUUCAGUGUGACACAAACUGUUUGUUGGAGUGUCGAGAAUUUUAUAUAUUUUGAGGGUUUUACUCUCACACUCUCUCUGUCUGUCUCUCUCUCUCUGUCUCUCUCUCUCUCUCUCUCUCUCUCUCUCUCUUCUCCAGUUUAAUAAUAAUAUAUAAUACAUUGUAAUGGGCUUACACUAGUCACUCUCGUGUUAGUCCCGUACCAAACCAAUUGCGAACGGAGGGUGAAUUUUUAUUUCUUCUUUUAUGUUUUCAAGACAUUGGAAAUGACACAUAUCAAGUGGACGUGGAUGCUCAUCUAAGAUCUAUUUUAUUAUGGCCUUAUGUUUGUAUGUCUAUAAUCUUACAAAGACCCCACAUGCUGAUUUAUUUUAACUAGUGUUUUCUUGGAGGUGGUUUUGUUUCUCUGUUUUUGUAUUUGUUUUUUCAUUUGAAAAUAAAACAUUUAAAAAAUGA
This is a messenger RNA of Gigantopelta aegis, 1784 nucleotides long. RefSeq lists its product as uncharacterized. The transcript is spliced from 10 exons. NCBI's taxonomy places the organism in Eukaryota, Metazoa, Mollusca, Gastropoda, Neomphalida, Peltospiridae. The record is from RefSeq and is a predicted model, not a curated record. The coding region runs from base 127 to 1251 and encodes 374 amino acids.